This is a messenger RNA of Saccostrea echinata, 1629 nucleotides long. RefSeq lists its product as uncharacterized. The transcript has a single exon. Gene Ontology annotation, molecular function: zinc ion binding. The record is from RefSeq and is a predicted model, not a curated record. Bases 1 to 1629 code for a protein of 542 amino acids. Lineage: Eukaryota; Metazoa; Mollusca; Bivalvia; Ostreida; Ostreidae.
AUGGCUGUCGCCCUCGGACAGGAUAUUAUCCAAUGUCAGUUGUGUCCAAACCCUGUGGAACACUACUGCAACCUUUGUCACGUAAACCUCUGCCUCUCGUGCAUACAAAAACACAUGGCCGACAAAUCAAGAAAACAUGAAGUCGUUGGAUACACAUCCAAAAACGAAAAAGCAUCUUUUCCGUCAUGCUCCACACACAACAGAAACAGGUGUGAGACAUACUGCCAAGAUUGUAAAAUACCAAUAUGCAUGCAGUGUGUGUUUGGUUCACAUAAAAAUCAUGACUUUACCAAUAUGAAUGAUUUUCUUCAAAAAUGUAAACAGCAAAUUGAAGCCGACACAGCAGAACUGGAAAAUACCAUUUUUCCAAAAUACAGAAACAACGAUAACUCAAUUUCCACCGCUGCAGAAUUUGACACACUUUUAUCUGACAUUGAUUACCAAAAAGAAAAAAUCUGCGAACUUGUGCAUAAUACAAGCAAUAAUCUAAUGGACAAGGUAGUUAAUAUGAAGAAGGAAGUAGUUUCGAAGAGCAGAAAAAACUGGUCUUUGAGAGAAAGCGCUGAAAAAGAACUCAAUCAAAUCAUUCAGAAUAACAAAGCUAUUCUUAAAAGGAAUGAUGCUUCAGCUAUUCUACAAUAUCAUUCAAAAAAUGGGCGUUUUCUAAAAGGUCCAAAAUUAACAGAAUUUUCUUGUCCACAUUUUCUUCCUGGUAUUAUCAAAGAAUACCAAAUAGUUGAACUUUUCAGUGGUUGUCAGACUCGCGAUAUCCUAAAGAAAAAACCUGAGAUGUUGAAAAUGAUGGAUGAUCCUUUAGUAGUAUUCAAACGCCAAACUAUUUAUGGAAAUGAUAAUGAGCUGUGGAGAAUAUGGUGUUCUGGUGUGGGUAAUUUGAUAAUAAGUGGAAAUGACGGCGCUAUCAGAGAAGUAGACAAAACAGGAUCCGAGCUGAAAAAAAUUUUGACACAUCACAAUGUGUGGGGUUUGUCAAUUAAUUUCCAAGAAAAGAUGGUGUUUUCUUUUAGUCCCUAUUCUUCCAAAAAUGUAGACAUUUAUUUAUUUGAUAAGGGCAAAAUAAAGAUAUUACUGAGCAUACCUCACUGGUAUCCUGUCGGUUUAUGUUAUACAGACAAUGAACAUCUCUUAGUGAGUAUGCGCUCAAAGGAUAAGACACAAAGUAUAGUGGCGAGAUACUCUGAGACAACGGAGAUUCAGAGGAUCCAGUAUGAUAAUCAGGGACAGCCUUUGUUUUCUACUGGUGUUUUAAAUGGACUUCAGCUUACUCAGAAUGGCAAUGGAGAUAUCUGUGUUGCUGAUUAUGCUGGAAAUGCAGUUGUUGCCGUUGACCCCUCUGGGGGAUUUCAUUUCAAGUAUAAAGGCGACGCAAAUCAGCAGUCGGAAAACAGAAAAUUCAAACCAUGUCACAUUGGUCAUGAUGUAAAUAAUCAAAUAUUGAUAAGUGAUAACUCAGAAAACAACAUUGUCCACAUUUUAGACUGCUUUGGAAACUUUGUCAGAUAUAUCGAAUAUCCAUGCGAUGGCGGACUAAGUAUUGAUACAAACCACAAUCUAGUCAUUGGAGACAGACGUAAGGGAGAAAUUAAUUUCAUCAAGUAUCUGGAGCGUUAG